CAGAUUACAGAAUUUUGUUGUUUAAAUCCGAUUUAUGUUUUUUUUCUGGUUUUUUUUCUAAUAUUUUUCAUCUUGACAACAACAAAGUCUUUAUUGCACAUCGUUUGAAUCGGAUUUGAUCUAUCAGAAACAAGCAUCACAAAAUUACCUACAAAUGGCCUGUCCACAUCACUCGAAAUAUUACGUAUAAUCGAUACAUUCACAUUGAAAGAGAUACCAUUUAUUUAUCAUUUUGAAUCAAUGAAAGAAGCACAUCUUACCUAUCCAUAUCAUUGUUGUGCAUUUCAAUUUCCAGCUAAUCAUGAUCCAAUUGAAUAUGAACGUAUUAAAAAUUUAUUCAAUACAGAUAAAUAUUGUUUUGGAAAGAAAAACAACAACAACAACGAUGACAACCAAAUAAACUCACAUGACAUUGAUAUUUUGACAAAAAAAUCAUCACAGUCAAAAAUGCCAUUAGUUCGAAUUAGAAAAAAUGUCAGCAUUGAUGAUGAUGAUGAUGAUGAUGGCAGCAAUGGUGACCAUGAUAAUAUGCCUGUUUAUGGUGUUAUGGUCUAUUCUAAUAAACAUCCAAUUAUUAAUAGUGAUGAUAAUACUAGUAGCCAAAUACUGAGACCAUUUGAAAUAUUUGAAAAUAAAAUCAAAGAUUUGGUGGUCAAUAUUUCGGCUGGUACAUUUUUCAAUGAAAAUCUUUAUAAAUUCAAUCAUAAUACACAACAACAACAAAAACAAGAAGAAAAUAAAGAAUCAAAAUUGAAAAAUAAUGAUCUACCCGGUGAAUUUGGCAUACCACAUUUAUCAAUCAAAUCGAAACAGGAAUUCUGUGGUAGCAUUAAAAAUCGUAUGCCAAUCGUACGUUGUUAUCCAACACCUGAUGCCUUUAAUCCAUGUGAAGAUGUGAUGGGAAAAAAUUAUUUACGUUUUGUUGUAUGGUUGGUUGCAUUUGCUGCCGUUUCCGGUAAUGUUGCCGUCAUUGUUGUUCUUAUGAGUUCGCGAUUUACAUUCAAUGUAAGCAAAUUCCUGAUGAUCAAUCUAUCGAUUGCAGAUCUGAUGAUGGGCGUUUAUUUAUUCAUCAUUGCCGUUGUUGAUUUACGUACCCAAGGGGUUUAUUUCAACUAUGCAAUCGACUGGCAACAUGGAAUCGGUUGUAAAAUAGCCGGCUUUAUCACCGUAUUCGCACAAUUAUUAUCCAUUUUCACAUUAACUGUGAUAACAUUGGAACGUUUGUUUGCCAUUACAUAUGCUAUACAAUUGAAUCGUCGGCUAAAACUUAAUUUAGCCGUAAAAGUAAUGAUUGCCGGAUGGUUUAUUGUUAUAUUGUUGGCAUCAUUACCAUUGUUUGGUAUUAGUUCAUAUUCAAAAACAAGUAUUUGUCUACCAAUGGAACAUCGUACUAUUGGCGAUAUCAUAUAUCUAGUAUUAUUGUUGGCCAUUAAUCAAUUGGCAUUUAUUAUUAUUUGUGCAUGCUAUUCAAAAAUGUAUUUCUCAAUUAUAAGCCAAAAAACUCGUGCUACAAUGAACGAUAUGACUAUUGCCAAACGAAUGGCGUUAUUAGUAUUCACCGAUUUUGCUUGUUGGGCACCGAUAGCAUUUUUCGGUCUAACAGCUAUUGCCGGUUAUCCAUUAAUCGAUGUGACUAAAUCGAAAAUUUUAUUGGUUACCAUUUAUCCAUUGAAUUCAUGUGCCAAUCCAUUUUUAUAUGUUAUAUUUACUAAACAAUAUCGAAGAGAUUUUUUCAUACUUGUUUCAAGAUAUGGUUUAUUCAAAAAUAAAGCAUUACGAUAUAAACCAAGGAAUAAUAUUAAUAAUAAUAAUAAUAAUAAUAAUAAUCACCAUUAUCAUCACCAUCAUCAUCAUCAUCAUCAUCAUCAUCGACAUAUACGUCAUCCGGAUUCAAUGCCAAAUACCAGUGAUUUAUUACAUAAAUCUAAUAAUCAAUGUGUCAUUAAAUCUAUUCCCGGAUCAUCAUCUUGUAUUGAUUCAGAUUCAAAACAUCGAAAACAAUGUCGUAUACAGCAACAGCAUAAUAAUUUCUGUGUACAAUAUCAUAAUAGUGGUGAUCAAUCAGUAGUAAAUCAAUGUUCACAAUGUCAUUGUAUAAUCAAUUAUCAUUGUUCAAUGGUUAAUAUGCAAAGUGAUCAUCAUCAACAUAAUAAUCAUGGAAAUGGUAUUGUAUGUGGUUGCUCAGAAACCGAUAUUCCUAUUAUUAGAAAUGACAAUCAAUGUUGUAAUAAUAAUGAUGACAAUGAAAGACAACAACGUAUAACAGCAACAGUGGUAACAGCAACAACAACAACAACAACCAAUGUAAUACAACAACAACAACAACAACAACAACAACAACAACAACAAGGAAAUGUUAAAUUAUGCGGAAGCCUUCAUCAAAUCAUUGCACAAGAAUUCCAUAGUGAUAAGAAUAAUAAUAACAAUAAUAGUGGUAAUAAUAAUAAUAAUAAAUCGAUUAUUACUUCAUCAAUUGAUGAUAAACAUCGAAAACAUAAACGUUGUCAUCAUUAUCAACAACAUUGUCGUCAUCGAUAUAAUAAUAAACAUAAUAAUCAACAACAAUGUGAUCAAUCGUUAUCGAAUUCUUAUAGCGAUACAAAACGCCAUCUAGAUGGAUCCAUACGAAAUGAUUCGAAUGAUAGUAAUCAUAAUAAUGAAAAAGAAUGUUCUUGUGGACGAAUAAUGGUGAAUAAAAAGAAUAUGAUUGAAAUGAAAUAUUUAUCAGAUAAUCAACAACAACAACAACAACAGAGUUCAAAUGAUCGAAAUUCAUCACAAUCUUGUGAAAGGGUACAUUUUGUACGCAAUAAUGAUGAUCAUCAUUGUCGACAUCAUCAUCAUAUGGCUUGUUCAGAAAUGAUGAUGAAUGGAAGGGUAUUAUUUACACGACAUAAAGAUAAUGAUCAUCGCCAUGAUCAUCAUCAUCAUCAUAAUGGUGGAUUGAUUAUACAAUCAACAAUGGGUAAACAAACAAAAUUGAAACGAAAUAGUAUUAUUACAAAUUUUUUACAUCGUCUAUCAAUAUCUAAACAUUUCAUACGACAACAAAUGGCAACAAUAACAACAAAAUCGAAUGAAAGUUCAACUUGUGCAUUACCGGAUAAUGAAUCAUCUGAAUCUUGUUCACCAUAUUCAUCAACAAAUUCAUUACAUCGUAAUCAACAACAAAGAAAUCGUAAUAAUAAUCAACAUUGUCAUCAUCAUCGUUGUUAUACAUGUCAUUCACAAUAUCGUAAACCAUUAAAUCAUCAUUCACAACAAUCGAACAAUGAUUAUCAUUCAGAGAAUAAUAAUGUAAAUAUUAAUAAUAAUGAUGAACCAUGUAAUCCAUUACCAAUGGAAGAACAACGUGAAAUAUUACGGCAAGCAUUACAGGAAACAACUACUAUACAAGAAGCGGUUGCUGUUGUUGAAGAAUUAAGUAGCGGUGCACGUGUAUCACAUGGAUCAUCAUCGAAUAGUUCAAAGAAAACCUGAAUAUAUUCCAUUUCUAAUAAAUAAGAUUCUCUCUCUCUCUCCUUUUCACAAACUUGAAUUCAGUAUUUUUUUUCUUCAAUAAUGUGUACCUUAUAAUUGUCAUUAAAUUUUCAUCAUCAUCAUCGUCAUAACUGUGUUAAUAUAUCUGUAAUACAAUAAUA
This is a messenger RNA of Dermatophagoides farinae (American house dust mite), 3641 nucleotides long. The record is from RefSeq and is a predicted model, not a curated record. NCBI's taxonomy places the organism in Eukaryota, Metazoa, Arthropoda, Arachnida, Sarcoptiformes, Pyroglyphidae.